AGAUAGCAAGAAAAGUCAACUUAGACAGCGAUACAUUUGGAAAUAAAACUUGUUUUGCUUAAAUAACUGUUCCUUUUACUAUUGCGAAACACAGUUUUGUCUGUUUAUAGCAUUAGGUCUUUGACAAAAACACUAAUCAUUUUGACUAUGUAUUGGUAUGUAAUUUACGGUGGUGUAAGGUCCUGGAAAAAGAUUACAAAUAGACCUUGAAAGUGCAUGAAAAGUGCUUGAAUUUGUAAUUAUAUCCCUGUAAAUAUCCAAAUGUUAUUCUUAGGCUAACUGUCUGUAAGUUAAGCUAACACAUGUGUUUCCCCCCCAUAGGAAGUGAGCCAAGAUUCUGAUAGCGACACCGACGUAUGUACCCCUGAGAGUUCACAUGAUGAUGUUGGUGAUGACCCAGAUGUACCACCCCUGAAGAGAACUGACAGCCUAUUUCUUACCAGAGAAUACCUUGAACAGAUCUCUAAGAUGCCUGAUGGAUCAGAAGCCUCUAUGAGCUGCAUUGAAAGCAGUUGUGAUGGAUAUAUUCCGCCAAAAAACUCAAUACGUGGAAGUAGUUCAGAGGGAUCUCAGGAUCUUACAAACAAGGUUCCAUUGGUUAAACAAAAGAAGCCAAAGAAGACGUACAAAAGAAAGACAUUUGCCAGUACUAAGAGAUCAGAAAGUGAACACUCUGACACAAGCCUGGAAAAUGUGUCAGUACUGAAGCAGCGAAAAAGAAAAAUUGGUGGCAGAGUACACAGUAAGAGGCAUCAUUGUCUGUACUGUCCCAUGCAGUGCCAUAGAAUGGCAAGACAUUUAGUCCGAAAACACAGCAAUCAAUCAGCUGUAGCAAAGGCAAUCAGUUUUCCUUUGAACUCAAAAGAACGAAAACUGCAUUUUCGCCUAAUUCAAAAUAAAGGAAACCAUGCUCAUAAUAAUGAGGUAUUGAAAAAUGGUAGGGGGACAUUGAUCCCAAGUUAUCAAACUAAGGAACCAGUGAAUGCAAGUGACUACAUGCACUGCAUUUACUGUGAAGCUUUGCUUAAAAGAAAGUCCUUAUGGAGGCACGUGUCCAGGUGCAAACUUUCACGAAACUGUAGCACAACAAAACCAGGCCAAAGUCGGGUCCAAUCACUCUGUGCCUUUGCACAACCCGUCCCAGAUGGUGUUAGCAAAAAGGUUUGGGAGCUGACAAAUGCAAUGCAACAAGAUGAAGUCACAAACAUCAUCAAAGAGGAGAAAAGCAUUUUGAGAUUUGGAGAACAUUUGUAUGUAAAGCUUGGACAUGACAACACCAAACAUGUGUACAUUAGACAAAAAAUGCGAGAAAUAGGAAGACUUGUUCGACAAGCACAGAAUGCUGGCAGACUGAAACAUAUGGAGGACUUCUAUGUACCUUCCAACUUCAACUCUGUGGUUGAAGCAGUACGAGAGCUGGCUGGCUUUCAUGAACACAGCAACAGCUACAAAACUCCGUCCUUGGCCUUAAAACUGGGUCAUAGUCUCAAGAAGAUUGCAGAUAUACUUCAGUGUGAAGCACAGAUGGCAGAGUCUGACAAUGAGGAAUUUCUGAAGAAUCUGGAGAGGAGCCGGAGUAUUUAUGAGAAAAAGUGGGAUGUAUGUGUGUCACCUUGUGCCCUACAGACUCUUAAAGAGGGGAGACAGACCACGAGCCUGGACCAAAACCAAAUCAAUCCUGAAGAGGAAGUACCAGAGGCUGUGGAAAGCGAUCUCUCAGAGACAGAGGCACAGGAGUCAUCUUUCAACUCUAGGUCAUCAGGCUCAUUGAGAUCUAAAAAAAGACAGCCAAUGACUGAUGAGUCUGAUGAUGACAUUGCACCCACAGGAUCUUCAACACCUAAGAGAAAAAUGCUAGCUGUUGACAGUGAUGAUGACCCUAAAACUGGACCAGUACCCUCAACAUCAAAGAAAAUGGAAGCUGAGUCUGAAAGAAGUGACCCUAAAACAGAAACCUCAAAGAAGAGGGGUUGGUCACCUGCAGAAGUCCAAGCUGUGGAAAAAACGCUGAAAACGUUCAUUGAAUCUGGUAAAGUACCAGGAAAAUCAAACUGUGUAGCCUGUAUUAAGGCCUCCCCUGAAGCACUUAGAAGCAGAACAUGGACGGCGAUAAAGUUUUACGUUAAAAAUCGCAUAACUGCCAUUCAGCGUGAAAGUUCAAGACGUUACUGA
This is a messenger RNA of Etheostoma spectabile (orangethroat darter), 2172 nucleotides long. RefSeq lists its product as uncharacterized. The record is from RefSeq and is a predicted model, not a curated record. NCBI's taxonomy places the organism in Eukaryota, Metazoa, Chordata, Actinopteri, Perciformes, Percidae. Bases 469 to 2172 code for a protein of 567 amino acids. The transcript has 7 exons.